AUGGAGAAGAAUAAAACUAAACCCAAAGUAUUCAAACCAUAUUCAUAUUUUAGCACCCAUCGCAUUAAAGAAGGGAUCCAUGGAAGGGCAGAUGAUAUUCUCGAGACUCUAAUAAAGUUAAUGGGCCAGGAUGUGAACUUGGGCCUGAAAAUUGAGAUGGCGAGGGCAUGCGUUCUCUUCAUGUUUCAAGAUCACUUUGUUUUAGGCGAUAAGAAGGUGAGGGAUGCUACUAAGCUUAAACAAGCAGUGGAACUCAUGGUGUCGAUCAUCUUUAGGAAAUUAGCAGCCGAUGCAAGCAGAGAGAAGUUUUCAGAUGACGAAUUUUUUAGCCAAGACCCAAUACUAUAG
Molecule: messenger RNA, 348 nt
Organism: Prunus armeniaca (apricot)
Lineage: Eukaryota; Viridiplantae; Streptophyta; Magnoliopsida; Rosales; Rosaceae
Source: the annotation of a GenBank genome assembly